Molecule: messenger RNA, 5748 nt
Organism: Plasmodium relictum
Lineage: Eukaryota; Apicomplexa; Aconoidasida; Haemosporida; Plasmodiidae
Gene: ABCk2
Product: atypical protein kinase, ABC-1 family, putative
Exons: 5
Coding region: 1-5748 (1915 amino acids)
Source: RefSeq, a predicted model, not a curated record
AUGAAUCAAUACGACCAAUGGAAUCGUAAAAUUCGGACCAUAUGGUAUUGUAGUAGUCUUUAUGUUGAAUAUAAAAAUGCCUUGAGAAAAUCAAAAAAGAUGUCAGUUGAUAAAAAGACAGAAUAUUGGGAGAAAAAACAUGAAGAAUUUGCGACAAAGAUGUUAAAUAAUAUAUAUGAAUUAAAAGGAUGGUGGGUUAAAGUAGGACAAUUUUUAAGUACUCAAGAAAAUAUUAUGCCAGUAGCAUAUAUAGAAAAGUUUACAAAAUUACAAGAUAUGAUGCCUACAUCUUCUUUUGAUAAAAUAGAAGCUAUUUUAAAAAAAGAAUUAGGAAAUAUAUAUGAUUUAUUUGAGUACAUUGACGAGGAGCCAUUGGCGAGCGCAUCUAUAGGACAAGUCCAUCGAGCUAAACUAAAAAAAAAUGAAAAAGAUUUAAGUCUUAUUGGAAAUGACAAUAAAAAAAAAUAUAAUGUUAUAAUAAAAAUACAACAUGAAGGAAUAGAUCAAUUUUUAUCUUCAGAUAUAAAUACACUAAAAAAAGUCUCAUGGGCAUUUGGAUUAAUUGAUAAAAAUUUUUAUUUUAGUGAUUUUAUCGAUGAAUGGCAAGAUUCUGCUUCUCGUGAAUUAAAUUAUAGAUAUGAAUUAUAUCAUCAAAUAUUAGCUUAUAAUACUUAUAAAAAAUCAGGAAUUCAUUUAAAAAUACCUAGAAUAUAUUGUGCUUUAACAACUACUAAAGUGUUAGUAAUGGAAUACAUAAAAGGAUUUAAAAUAACAGAUUCUGAUUCAAUUAAAAAAUAUAAUGUAGACAAAUAUAAACUAGCUUAUGAAAUAAUUGAUUAUUUUGCUUAUCAAAUUCAUAAUGACGGUUUUUUUCAUGGAGAUCCUCAUCCAGGAAAUAUUUUAGUUAUGUUAGAAGAAAAAAAAAAAAAAAAAAAAAAAAAAAAAAAUGAUGACAAUUAUAAAAUUAAAGAGAAGGCUAAUUCUGAUCUUUUGUCCUAUAAUAUGCCUAAUUUAUCUGAGGACAAUCUUAUAGAAUCAAAAAAUUUUAAUUUAAAAACAAAAAGCCCAAAGAAGUUAAUGGAUUCACUAUCUAAAUCAUUCAGUUUUGUUGACUAUUCCUUUACUAAAAAUUUUGAUUCUGAUUAUAAAAAAAAAAAAUAUGACUCAAUUAAAAGUGAAAAUAUGAGUGAUGAUUUAAAUAUGAUAAGAAAAGGUGUUUCUAAAUCCGAAGAAUUUAUUUCAUAUAGAAAUUCAAGCGAAAAAUUAUCAAAAGAAAUAAAAAGAAAAUUAGAAAAAAAGCAUUAUAAUAAAUCAAUUGGUAAUAAUAAUAUUAUUACUCAAAAAAGGAAUAUAUUUUUAGUAAAUAAUGAGAAUAAAGAUCAUAUUAAAAAAAAAAAAGAAAAAAAAAAAAAAAAGAAACAAUAUUCUUUCCUGCCUGUUAUAAUUGAUUGGGGAUUAAUAAAACAGUUAGACAGUGUUAUGAAAGUGGCAUUUUGUAAAUUAAUUUAUAACAUCAGCUGUAUGAAUGUUUUAAAUAUUAUAGAAGCUUUUGAAGAUAUGGGUUUUUGUUUUAAGGAAGAUUUUACAUAUGAUCCGGAAAUAUAUAUUGAAAAUUUGAAAAGAUUUUUCUUAAAAAAAUUAGAAGAAUCAAGCAAUAAAUUAAACGAUGGACAGAAAGAAAAUGCUACUUCCAAUGAAGAAAUAAAUAAAAAUAAAAAUAUGGAAAUAUUAAAGAACAUUGAAAAAAAAGAUGUAUUAGAUAAAAACCCAGUUAGUGAUGUACCUAAGGAUAUUAUAUUUUUUAUUAGAGUAGCUUCAUUACUACAUGGUUUAUGCAGUCAGUUAGAUGUGAAAAUAAAUUAUUUAAGUAUUUUUUCUAGAAGAGCAAAAGAAGCAUUAGAAAAAAUUUAUAAUCCAAUAAAUAAUUCUAUAUAUACAAUCCCUAUUGAUAAAACUCCUAAUACCUUUUUUGAGAAAAGAAUUCAUAAUUUCAUAAAAAAUUUAUAUGAUCAAAAUAAAAUAUUAGGAUGCCAAAUAGCCAUUAUACAUAAAAAAAAAUUGGUUGUUAAUACAUGUAUAGGAGUAACCAGUACUACUGACAAAAGACCAAUCACAAAACAUUCUUUAUUCAAUGGAUAUUCUUUAAAUAAAACUAUUUUAACAAUUGCUUUAUUACAUUUAAUUUGUAAUUCAGUAAAUGAGCAUAAUUCAGCAGAAAGUGUUUUUUUAUGUCUUAAUAAAGAUAAAAAGAAAAAUAAUGAAGAAAAAAGAAAAACAGAAACAAAUAAUAUAAAUGAAAAGACAAUAAAGGAAAACACAAGUAAGUUUGUUAGUGAAAAGUUUAGUGAAAUUAAUAAAAUUGAAUAUGAUUAUUUUUCUUCAAAAAAAAAAGAAAAUAUUUAUUUUGAAGAUUUAAAUUCAGAAAAAAAAAAAGAUAUAGUUUUUAAUACUGUUAGAAGUAGUAGUUAUAAUAAUAAGAGAAAUUUUAUUUAUGAUGACAAUAAGCAGAAAAAUUUUAAUGAUACCAAUGAUAUUUAUAGUAAAGACAAUACAAUAUGCAAUAAUAUAUUAAAUAAAAGUAUACUAAAAGAUAUAGAAUCAAAACAAAUAAAAAAUUUCAAAAAUACAAUAAAUGAUUAUAUAUGUAAUUAUUGGGAUGGUUUUAUUUGUAAUAAUAAGAAAAAUAUAACAAUCAAAGAUGUUUUAACUCUUAAAUGCUUUAUAAGAAAACCAUUUCAUGAUAAAAUUACUCUAAGCAAAUUUAUUGAUUAUGAUAAAAUGAUUAAUAUGAUAGAAAAUUCGAAAAAUUACAAAAUAAAAAGUAAAUCUUCAAAAUAUGGAGAAUAUUUAUAUUUAAUUGAUUCAUAUAUUAUAGCUGAAUUAAUACGUAACAUUUCAGGUUUAAAAUAUUAUGAAUACAUUUAUAAAUACAUCGUUAAACCAUUACACCUAACAGAAGAAAUGUUUGUUCCUAUUCCCACAUAUUUAUUAAAUAAUAAUGAAGAGAAAUUAAAAAGAAAGAAUCAAUUAAUUAGUGAAAAAGGAAAAAAAAAUAAAAAAAAUAUAAAAUUAAAUACACAUAAAGAACAUACAUCUAAUGUUAAUAUAAGUAAUGACUUAGCUUCUCAUUCAUUUUCGCGUGGAAAUGAUAUUAAAAUAAAAAGUAGCAUUCCUGAUAUUUUUAAUGAUAUGGAUCAAGAAAAGUAUAUCAAUAUUCAUUAUAAUGAUGAUAUAAGACAUAUAGGUAAUAUUGAAAAAAAUAAUUAUACAAAAAAAAAAAAUAAAAAUUUUAACAAAAAAAAAAUAGCUAAAAGAAGAUAUGUAAGUGUAGAUGUUUAUUAUUCCAUGAAAAAGAAAAAAGAUGACGAUACUAUGAUUUUAAAAAAUUCAAAUAAUAUAGUAAAAAAUAUAGGUUUUAUAAAUAUAUUACCUGAUUCUAGCAAAGAAUUUUCUUAUCAAGAUAAUAUAGAAAAGGAUAGGGAUAUAAAACUAUAUUCUCAGAAUAAUGGAGAAUUAUGCAAAGAAGAUGGUAAUAAUAAUAUAUAUAAUAGAAAAAGUGAACUAAGUAUUUUAAUUAAUAAUGAAAGUUUUCAAAAGGUAUAUGAAAAAGGAUUUAUUUCCAAUAGUAUUUUAGAAAGUAAUUUAAAAAAUAGAAAUACUUUAAGUUUUAAAAAUAAGUUUUUAAAUCAUGUAGAUAAUUUAAAAGUGAAAACAAAAAAAAUAAACGAUUCAAUAAAAAAUAUAUAUGAAAACAAUGAAAAUAUAUUUUUAAAAAAAAUUUUUUCUUCACAAAAAAAAGGGGAUAUUAAAAAUGAUAGUGAUAAUGCUGCAACUACUAUUAAUACUACAGUUACUACUAAUGAUAAUACAAAAAAUAACGAUAAUAUCAAUAAAAUCAUUAAAAAAAAAAGUAGUUCAAAAGAAGUAAUAGAAGAAAAUAAGUGGAUUAUGAAAAAUACGAAAAAAAUAUUUUCUAACCUUAGAGAGGUGGGAAAAAAUAAAAAAAUUUUAUUAAGUAGCAAUGAAUUAAGUAUUAAUAGAGGAUCAAAAAGGAGAACGCAAAGCUGUACAAAUUGCAAAAUGAUAAAAUAUAACAUAAGAUAUAAUAAUAAUAAUAGAAUUGAAAAUUUCACUGAUUCAAAUGGUGUUGUAUUCAAAUACCAAAAUGAUACAAAUAAAUUAGUUGAUUACAAUGUAGAUUUUUUUCCUUGUACUUUUUUAAAUAAUUUUAAUGAAAAUUUUGAAAAUGAUUCAAGAAACCUUUUUUAUAAUUUAGAAGAAGGGAGAAAAUUUUAUAAAUUUACUUUUGAUAAUAACAUAAAAACAUUAUUUGAGAAUAUAGAUACAAAAACUAGUGGAGAUGAAUCAGUAAAUAGUAUAUUAAAGGAGAAAUAUAAUGAUUGUCAGAAAAAAAAUAAUAAAUAUACAAAAAUUUUUAAAUAUAUUAAGGAAUUAAGAAAUAGUUUAAGAGAAAAAGAAAAAAAAAGAAAAACAAGUUUUCCUCUUUUAAAAAAAAUAGAAGAGAAAAAUAGUAACUCUAUUAAAGAAGAAGAAGAAUUAAAAAAAGAUGAAGAACUUAUGAAAAAUUUAAUUGAAUAUAAAUAUUUGAUAUUACAAAGACAAAAUAAUAACAUAAUGAAAAAAAAAACCAAACAAAAUAUUUAUGUUAAUGAACACUCAUAUGACAUUGAAAUGUUCAGUGAUACAACUAGCGAUAGCUCUGAAUCAAUUAAAUCUCUCAUUAAAAAAAAGGAAAGUGAAAAUAAAGAAAAAAGAAAAAUAAAUGAAAAAAAAAAACAAUUAGAAAUAUAUUUAGUUAUGAAUAAUUUAUAUAAAAAGAAUAAAAAAGGAUUAAUAUCAAAGGAGUAUCAUACAAUAAAUAAGAAAACAGAUGUAUACUGGAGGCUAGCAUAUGCAAGGAGAAAUAUUAACAUAUUAGAUAAUAUGUCUAGAACUGAUAUAAAUAAAAAAUUAGAAAUAUUUAAGCAAAAUGCAAAAAAUAAAAAAGGAGGUAGCGAUUCAGAAAAUGAAGAUAAUAAUAUAACAAAUGAACAAGAAAAAAUAAUAAAAGAUUUAAACAAAUUAGAUACAAAACUUAAAAUGUAUUUAGAUAAUUUUAAUGUGAAACAUUAUAACAAAUAUAUAUCUUUAUUUCAAUUGAUGCAAACAAAACCUUAUAUAUUAGAUCCCUUAAUUUAUGAUUCCAAAAAAAUACUUGACAAAUAUAUACCUUUUAAUGGAAGAUUUACAGCUAAAGCAUUAUGUAAAUUAUUUGCUUUUGCUAAUAAUCAAUUUUUCUUUCCUUCAUAUAUUCUUAAUAAAAUGAGAAAAAUAUACACACUUGACAAAAGUAUUGAAUCUUAUAUAUUAGCAGGUGGGAUGAGUAGAAAAUGGGGAAUGGGUUUUCAAAUUUUUGAAUGUGAAUACUGUGGAGAGAUAAACGAAGAUUUUUAUUUAUAUAAAAAAGGAAAAAAAAAAAACAAAAAUAAGAAUAAAAAUAAAAAUAAAAAUAAAACUGAAGAUGCUUUGAAUCAUAAAACAAUUGUUGGAUAUGGUCAAUCCGACUUUUCUGGUUGUUUAGCAAUAUCUUUUCCUGAAAUUGAUUUUUCUCUUACAAUUCUCUUAUCAGAUAUUUUUAAAGGGCCAGAAGUGUCACACCUAAUACUUGAUUAUGUAUUAAAAGUAUACGGCAUAAAACCUAAAUGGAAGCUACCUAUACGAAUAUCAGAACUUAUUAAAAUCUUGUAA